Messenger RNA from Penicillium verhagenii, 981 nucleotides. RefSeq lists its product as uncharacterized. The transcript has a single exon. NCBI's taxonomy places the organism in Eukaryota, Fungi, Ascomycota, Eurotiomycetes, Eurotiales, Aspergillaceae. The record is from RefSeq and is a predicted model, not a curated record. The coding region runs from base 1 to 981 and encodes 326 amino acids.
AUGCGCCUGCGAUGGAAGGCAUGGACAGGCGCAAGCAGAACAGGGAUACCACCAUUGUUAGCAAGAUACAUUGGCACAUCCGAGGAUUGGCCUGAACUUCACCGACGCACACAAAAUAUCCAGCAACAUCCGGUCGAAAGGUUCGCGGGGCAAUUAUGGGGAAACAAGCGCAUGGUUGAGGACCCGACAGAUCUGCUUCGUGCCAGAGCGUCACUUGAUGGAAACAAAGCGCCGUCAUGGCCACCCGGAUUUCAACAGGUGUCAGGUGUAUACCAUCCCAUUUCUGCAGAUCAAUCUGUGUCGCUACUGUGGGGUGAACAACUCGGCUUCCAAAAACGCUGCAGUCGCGGAAUCAUCUCUGUUCCUCCCAGCUUGCUGAAAACAUCACCUUCCCUGAAAUCUGGAUUGGGUGGAAAUGCGGUAUGUCUUGCAUACGGGAUCUUGGCGCGAAACAAGGGUCUCGAGCCAGGAACACUCAUCUGCAACCUUCGAGCAAAGAAUUCGUUCCGUGAAUUCGAAGAAAGCGGUCUUUGGCCACACCCGGCGAAAACAUUGCGUGGGUACUAUUACUCGGAAUUCAAUCGAACAUUUUCCCUUCUUGGCUCGUCGUAUGUCACGGCUGCAACUGAACUUGCGAUUUUACUCGCUGAUAAGGAUUAUGCCUCGAUUGACGGGUGGCUGAACUUGAAUUUUGAGCAUCAAGACUUAUCAUUUAAUCUCGAGGCGCAUUCUCUGGGGGCAAGUGACGAGGAUUUACGGCGGCUUUAUCGGGGCCAGUAUGCAGUCAUGCUUGCUAGUCUGUGUCUUUAUCGAAAGGGCACUUGGAUUCGCCCGGAAAUCACGGUUUUUGAUGCAGUAUGUAAAUUCGAAGGGGUAGAGCAGCCGACCUGGGCAGCCUCACCUGAAAUCGAGGUACGAAGACAGCGGGAAUUAGAUGAACACGGUCCAGAAUUGCGACGAAUCGUGGACGCGGUGAUCUGA